This is a messenger RNA of Perca fluviatilis (European perch), 1760 nucleotides long. RefSeq names its product alpha-(1,3)-fucosyltransferase 7-like. The transcript has 2 exons. The coding region runs from base 488 to 1528 and encodes 346 amino acids. Gene Ontology annotation, molecular function: alpha-(1->3)-fucosyltransferase activity. The record is from RefSeq and is a predicted model, not a curated record. NCBI's taxonomy places the organism in Eukaryota, Metazoa, Chordata, Actinopteri, Perciformes, Percidae. Gene Ontology annotation, cellular component: membrane.
AAGAAUAACGUCACCCAACAUCGCUUGGAGCACCUUUAACUAGUCUUUUUUAUAAUUAAAAUCAAUCAAAUUUGUGUUUCUGCCUCUUUCUGACAGUUUCCUUAUGCAUCAUCAUCAACCUACACAAAAAAGAUAUUUUAAAUGUUUAUCAGAAAGUAUGUCUGAUGCCAUGUCACCGGGUAAAUGCCAACAACUCAUUUUAUUUCACUUAAAUCCACCUGCUAUCUACAUUAUUACUACAGGUUCAAUUUAAUACAGAUAGUGUACAGAAUGUUACUAUAUGUAUAUACAGAGUGAUGGGAAAUGCAUAAAAUUUAUUUUCAACUUGAUGUUAAGUUUGUGGUGUACCCAGUUAUCAGGGUGCACCAUCUUCAGUAAUCCUCUUUCUGCCAGUUUCAUUAUGCAUCAUCAUCAACCUACACAAGCUUAUCAAAAAGUUCCAUCUGAGUGAUCUGUGCCCUUUUGACACAGAAUACGCCCGGCAAGCAUGACAACAUUGAGAUCCCGAGCCUUCUUCCUCCUCCUCCUCCUCCUCAUCUCCCUCCCAUCCCUUCUUUAUUACAGCUUCUUGGACCAGAAGCUCUAUCUGCAGAAAUAUCAUCCAGCUGUUUCUAAAAGAAACAUCAGCAUCCUGCUGUGGCACUGGCCAUUUGGCCGCUCUUACAGGCUUGAUGGAGACAAAUGCCUCGAGAUGUACAACAUCAGUCACUGUUUCCUCACUGACAACACAUCCACCUUCCCGUCUGCUGAUGUGGUUGUCUUCCACCACCAGGAGCUGAGAAGAGGUCUGUCCCUGCUGCCCCUGCACCUAGAUCGCCCGGCCUCCCAGCAUUGGGUGUGGCUGUCAAUGGAGCCUCCUGUCAACAAUGCAAACCUCACACAGCUCACCGGCCUCUUUAACUGGACGAUGAGCUACAGACGUGAUGCAGACAUAUUCAUCCCAUAUGGAAAAACCAUGGUAGGAGGUGAUGAGCUAGGCUUCCAGGCUGCUUCAAAUCACUCCUGCCUUGUCAGCUGGGUGGUCAGCAGAUACAAACCUCACCAGGCUAGGGCUUGUGUUUACCAAGAUCUAAAGAAGUAUAUCCCCAUAGAGGUAUACGGAAAGUGGAACAAGAAACCCCUAUCAAAAAAGAAGCUGUUGCCCACAAUUGCAAAGUGUGUUUUCUACCUGUCUUUUGAGAACUCUGAGGCAAAGGAUUACAUCAGUGAGAAGCUCUGGAGGAACGCUUUCCAAGCAGGGGUCAUACCAGUAGUUCUCGGCCCCAGCAGGGUGACCUAUGAAGCCCUGGCUCCCCCUGGUUCCUUUAUCCAUGUAGCUGAUUUCAAGACCACAGCAGAUCUGGCUGCCUAUCUGAAGCACGUUGCUGCAGACAGACAGGCCUAUGAGGAGUACUUCCAGUGGCACCACACUCACAGAAUAAAAACCUACACUGACUGGAGAGAAAGGCUGUGUCAAAUCUGUGUUAAAUACCCCAGUUUACCAGCCAAUAAAGUCUAUCAGGACAUGGAGAGCUGGGUUAACAGCUAAUAGCGUAUCUCUUUAUGCUUUCAGGUUAUUGUGAUGUUUUUUUGAUUGGGACUGCUGAUGCUACUGGGUUACCACAUGCAAAUGUUCAAAUACUAUACAGUGACAAUUUGAUGUGGGAUUAGACAUGUCUCAGUCAGCCGUGCAGUUUUGGAACUGCACACCACAGAAACAAAUCUCAAGUGGUUGGUUGUGUUGGCUGUGCACUUCACAAUAAAGGGGAAGUGGUAACCUC